CAAGAUAUGUUGAGCCUCAUAUUGGCAAAGCACCAUGAGCGACAGCGACGAUGAUGUCCCUCAGCUGUCUGCGGCCACACUGGCGGCUCUGCAGGAGUUCUACGAUGACCAGAAGAUGGGUCAGGGACAGGCCACAGACAUCUACGCGGUCGGGGCUGUGGAGGAGGACUGGGGAAUGAGCCAGUUUUGGUAUAAUGAAGAGACAGCUCUGCGGCUAGCAGAGGAGGCCAUACAGCAGGCUGGCAAAGGGGGCAGGAUAGCAUGCCUCAGCUGCCCAAGCGUGUACCAGCGGCUGAAAAAGAACGACCUGGAGGGCAUCAACGAUGUGACUGCUGUUGUGCUGGAAUACGACCGCCGGUUCGCGGUGUACGGUGACGAGUUCGUCUUCUACGACUACAACAACCCACUCAGCCUACCGGAGAGCAUCGGUCCACAAAGCUUUGACUUUGUCCUCGCCGAUCCACCCUACCUGUCGGAGGAGUGCCUCAGUAAGGUGGCCAUCACGGUCAAGUUCUUGACCAAGGGAAAGACCCUGCUCUGCACAGGAGCCAUCAUGGAGGAGCAUGCAAAGAAACUCAUGGCUCUGAAGAUGUGUAACUUCCUGCCCAAGCACAGCCAUAACCUGGCCAAUGAAUUCCGCUGCUACACCAACUACGAGUCGACGCUCCUCUCGUAACACCAGCCACCCACAUCACCAGACUUUUCAGCUGCUCUGACAGAACUGUCAGUGACUGAGACUUGACAAGUUGUGCCUAUGAGAUGUAGGGUCGGGUGGCAAACCUAUUAACUGAUCAAUCAGGUUUACCCUCAGAACUAAUGUAAAUGUAUAUAUAUUUUUUUAAAUGUCAAGGACUCUAGAAUAAAGAUAUUCCAUGCUAAAUGGUUUUGCUCUUUGUUUGGAGUAAACAUGAGUCACUGACGUACAGAUAGGAUGAAUAAAAAUGGAAACAAUGUUAAGUUAGUUUUGAAUUGUAUAAGGAAUACAUAAAGCCACAGUCUAUGAAGGAAGUUUUACUUCUGAUAUAUUACCACUUUUACCCGUAAUGUUUUUAAGGGAAUCCACUCCGGAGAGCAAGGAUAAUCUCCAAACACUGGCACCACCGCCACAUCUCAGAUUGCA
This is a messenger RNA of Alosa alosa (allis shad), 1120 nucleotides long. It is a transcript of the gene eef1akmt1, whose product is annotated as EEF1A lysine methyltransferase 1. The record is from RefSeq and is a predicted model, not a curated record. Gene Ontology annotation, molecular function: protein-lysine N-methyltransferase activity; nucleic acid binding. Lineage: Eukaryota; Metazoa; Chordata; Actinopteri; Clupeiformes; Clupeidae. Gene Ontology annotation, biological process: methylation.